Messenger RNA from Adineta ricciae, 2217 nucleotides. The record is from the annotation of a GenBank genome assembly. NCBI's taxonomy places the organism in Eukaryota, Metazoa, Rotifera, Eurotatoria, Adinetida, Adinetidae.
AUGCGUUUUUUUUUCUCAAGAAAAUAUAUGAAUUCUAAUGGAAAGAUCGAAGACAAGAAAAACGAAAUCACAAAGAACAUCACGAGUCUGCUGAGUGAAAAUCCCAAUGAAGAUUUUCUAACGAAACUCGAUGAACUUUACAAAAAUAAAUUUCAACAAACUUUAUCGAUUGAAUUAAUUAAAUUAACACUUCCAGAUUUUUACAAGAAACUAAUUGUAUUAACAUCACCAUCAAAUGUCGAAAACGAUGAGAAUUCUUUCCUUGAACAAAUGACCACCUCUGGAAUUAUUCCAAAUGAUUUCCUUUAUAGUCCAAAUCCUCUGACAUUCACUAACGAAGCAUUUGUUGCUUUUAUAUCAAACAUAGAUGAACAAAAUCAAUUGAUUUAUAUUCGAUCGGACAAUGACACAGAAUAUAUGGAACAAUUAACAAAUAAUCUUCAGAUUUAUUAUUCUCAUUCGAUAUCUGAACAAUUCAUAGUUAAACAAGUAAAUGUUCAUCACGCAUAUGUUGGAAAAUAUGAAGAUAUUUAUCAUCGAUUGUUUAUUGAUGAAAUUCAUGACUCAACAUAUGUGAUCAAUUAUGUUGAUAUUGGUUUAAGAAAACAAAUUCAAAAAGAUUGUAUUCAAUUGAAAUCUUUACUUAAUUGCUUUGCUGAAUAUCCAUGUUUGACGAUUGCUUGUCGACUUCAUGGAAUUGAAUUUCUACUUCAUAAUUAUCAAUUACCACAAAGCACUUUUCAUCGAUUGAAAUAUUUAUGUCGAGGUGGUCCUUUUAAUAUUUAUCCACAUAAUGAAAUACAUGAAGUGUUAAAUGUUGUCAUUCGUGAUCUUGAUGAUCAAUGUUUGAAUGAUCUUCUUGUAAAAGAAGGUUUAGCUUUCUCUUUUCCUAUGAAUAAUCAUCAAAAUACAAAUAUAAAUGUAAAUCAUGCGUUGGAUGAUUAUGAUCAAGAUGAAUUAAAUGCAUCAACGAUGCAAUUAUCAGUUCCAGAUAAUGAUUAUGAAAUCAUAGAUUAUUCAUUAACAUCUAUCAAUUCAAAACAGAAUGAAAAUCAAAUACAAAAACAACCAGUGAAGUCCAACAAUCAUUCAAAUCGUAGACUCAAUUCUUCAACGAACAAUGUGAAUUCACCAAAUAGAAAUCGUAAAAAUCUUCAAAUCACAAUUUCAUCCGACCAGCAACGUCAUGUACAACUUGCAUUUACGAAUUUAGGUCGUCGUAAUCGCCGUGAGAACAAAACUACGAAGAAACAGGAUGAUUUUGCUGAUUGGAUGUGUUCAUUGUCAUCAGACGAAUCGCUCUGGUCAAAUGAAACAUAUCGAAAAGCGUUAUUAACAUAUUUGGGAAGGAUUUAUGACCAAGGUGCUCAUAUGUAUCGAGUAUUUACUCAAGUUAUACAAAAUGUCGGUGAAGCUGAUGAUUUGGAUAUUUUGUAUCGAUUAAUUGAAGAGACGAAACACAAAGACGAAGCGCGAAUGUCGAUUGGUAAAUGGGAAGAUAAAUCUCGAAUUACUCGUCGAAUCAAUGAUUUGAAAGUUAUUUUCGAAUUUAAUCCGAAAUCUUCAUCGCAGAACCGUAUUUUCGAUGUUUUUCCAUUGAAUUUAACAGAAAUAAUCAAUUGUGAAAAGAUUAAAUCGUAUUUCGAUCUUGGAUGUGGAGAUGGAAUGAUCACAUCAGCUAUUGGAGAAUAUUUACAUUUAAAUAAAGAAAAUAUUCUCGGUGGUGAUGUGUUCAAAGGACAACUCGAUAAGAUUUCAUUUGUUCAAAUCGAUGCAAAUCAAUCGAAAAUUGAUCUUCCGAAUAAUCGAGUGGAUUUGGUAACUUCAUUCGUCACGUUUCAUCAUAUAUCAGAAAUUGAUAAAACUGUGAAGGAAAUUGGUCGAAUUCUUCGACCAGGUGGAUAUUUAAUUCUUCGUGAACAUGAUUGUGAUAAUAGUCGAUCAUUACCAACGAAAUAUCUUCAUUUUGUUCAUGCGAUAAUGAUGAUUUCACGUGUCGGAGAAUUCGCAAAUAUUUCCGAUGAACAAAAUAAAGAAAAUCUUGAUUGGAAAGAACAAAAAUCCGAAAUUCUUCAGUAUACGAAAACAAUUCGAUAUCAAUUGUGUCAACAAUGGCAUGACAAGCUGAGCAACUUCGGGUUUUCUCCUCUUGCAACGUUAUUUUAUCGAGGAAACAAUCCACAACGAUUAUUUUAUUCAAUUUAUCAAAAACAAUGA